AUGGAUCGCGCCCUCGACCGAAGUCUCGACGAUAUCCUCGGGGAUCGGAAGCAAUUAACACAAGGCUGCAGAACAACAGCAGAGGUUCUCGCGGCGGUGGCCGUCGUCGUGACAGAUCCGACUAUCCUAGAGAUGGCGUCAGAAAGCGAGUGGGUACACGACAAGUUCGAGGACCAUGACAGGCAGCCGACGCUCCGGUCCCAGGCGCCGCUACUCACCCGACCCGUCAAGGGUCUCUUUUCCCGCAUCGGCCCGGUCGUGACGCUCGACAUGAAGUACGACCGCGCCGGCCGGUCCGAAGGCACCGCAUUCGUGACGUACGAGUCCCCCCGCGAUGCGGCUCAGGCCAUCCAAGAAUACGACGGUGCCAACGCCGCCGGCCAGCCGAUUCGUCUCACUCUCAUGCCCAGCGGACCGUCCAUGUCGCGCCGCGGCAACCCGUUUGACUCGGUCGUCACCGGUGCCGGCCGCCCGCUCGCGGAACGCAUCACCGUGCCCGGACAGGGCAGGUCCCGGUCGCUCUCACCGCGCAGGGCCGGCAGAGAGUCAGAUGAAGAAGCUGCCCGCAGGGGUGUAGAUCGGUACAGACCGCGUGGUGGAGGUGGCGGCGGUGGAUCUGGGAGGCUGAGUCGGUCUAGGAGUCCGAUUGGUAGCGGUGGCGGUAGACGGCGCGAUGGCGGCGGGAGGAGGCCUGGCGGCAGGAGAGACGGUGGCAGGGGACGGGGUGACAGAGGCGGCGGUGGCGGUGGCGGUGGCGGUGAGAGGGCCGAGAGGGGCGGGCGGCCCAAGAAGACGCAAGAGGAGCUGGACGCCGAGAUGGAGGAUUACUUUGCCGGUGGAAGUGGGGGCGCUCAGCAGAACGAGGGCACCGCUGGGAGCGCUAACGGUGCUGCCGCGCAGCAGCAGGAUUUGGGCGAGGAUAUUGACAUGAUCGAGUAA
This is a messenger RNA of Chaetomium globosum CBS 148.51, 939 nucleotides long. RefSeq lists its product as uncharacterized. Gene Ontology annotation, molecular function: mRNA binding. Gene Ontology annotation, biological process: mRNA export from nucleus. Gene Ontology annotation, cellular component: nucleus. Lineage: Eukaryota; Fungi; Ascomycota; Sordariomycetes; Sordariales; Chaetomiaceae. The record is from RefSeq and is a predicted model, not a curated record. The transcript has 5 exons. Bases 1 to 939 code for a protein of 312 amino acids.